UGGGGUUGCUCUUUCCAAAGCUAUUGGUAAGUGAAUUGUCUGAAACAGCUGUGACUGCCCUUUGUAAGUUAGAAAUAUGCAAGUCUGCUGUCAGCAUGAUAUACGUUUAUAAACAUGUAUGCAGAUAGAGAGAGUUUACCAGGUACCAACAUGUUUAACCCCUUAAGGACCAAGCUUCUGGAAUAAAAGGGAAUCAUGACAUGUCACACAUCAUGUGUCCUUAAGGGGUUAAAGGACCACUAUAGGCACCCAGACCACUUCAGCUUUAUGAAGUGGUCUGGGUGCCAGGUCCAUUUAGGUUUAACCCUUUUUGCACUAAACAUAGCAGUUUCAGAGAAACUAUGUUUACCUAUGGGUUAAUCCAGCCUCUAUUGCCCCCCCGGCCCCCACCCCUGAGCGGCGGGUGGGGGCCCUACAGUAAAAUAAGGGGGGGGGACCUAAUGUCACCCUGAGCGGUGGGUGGGGGCCCUAAAUUAUAAGAAGGGGGGCCUAAUGUCCUGGCCCCCACCCCUGAGCGGCAGGUGGGGGCCCAAAAUACUAAUAAGGGAGGGACCCCCCGAUUAUUUUACAUUAGGGCCCCCAACCGCUGCUCAGGGGUGGGGGCAGGGGGGGCAAUAGGUCUGCGUCUCGUGAGGGUGGCUGCUCACUGUUUAAUAGACAUGCCCCUACUCGCAGUAUAGCGAGUAGGGGCAAAAAUGGACUAAUUCGAAUUUUUACUUAGUAUUAGUAAAUUUGGCUGAAAGACCAAUUUAGGUCUUUCAGCCUUUUAGUAGAUAACUCCCUAAUACCGUGGGAAUUUAUGGAGUUAUCUACUUAUUCAUUCCUGUCAUUAUAUUGACAGGCUAAGUAACUUACAUUUCCUGGCUAAUCAUGGCAGCAUCACUUAUGGGUUAGCUCCGCCCAAUCAGGUACAGGACAGGAAAAAUCUAUUAAUCUGUACCCGACUGGGGUAUAAAAGGUCCCUCCUCCUUCCAACCCACAGUCUUUUUUCCUGUCCUUUCAGGACAAACAGGAUAAAAAAUGUUUUGGGGGGCCACCUUCCCAUGUGUACCAUGGGCCUCCAGAUGAAGUUCAGCCUCUCUUCAUCUGAAGAACUCAGUAAACAGCCUGCACAUGCACAGGCAGAACUAACUGAGUUAGGUACAGAUUAUUAUCUGUACCAUAGUGUGGGAGAAAUUAUAUAUAUAUAUAUAUAUAUAUAUAUAUAUAUAUAUAUAUAUAUAUAUAUAUAUGUUUAUAUAUAUAUAUAUAUAUAUAUAUAUAUAUUUGAUGUGGGGUCAGCUGUAGCUUUAAAAAUUCCCCUUCUAAAACAUCAAAACCCCCCUGAUCGGAAGGAAGAGUAUUUUGGAGAAGCCAGGGUAAGUUUUAAUUUUGAAUCAUAUUAUGCUUAGGAUCUCUUGUAUAUUCUUACCUGAGCUGUAUAAUCAUUGGUGUGAGUCACAGAGUGCAGACGUUUCUUCUUCCGAUCCUGGGCUCUUCUGUGCUCGGUUUCCAGAGCAAGUGCAGUACCGGCGGUGUCCGGUGGGCACUCUGCGCAUGCGCGCAUUAAUUUCGCGCUUAAAGGGAUAUCGUGCCAAAAAAUAAGUUUUGCAUUUGAGCGGUUUUGCUGUUAACAACCUCCCUGGUCAUCUGGUAACAAGGAAAGCUGCCUCUUACAUCCAGAUUCUGUCUUAAAGGUAAAUAUCUUGUUUUAUGAAUUUUUUUUCCAAACUUAAAUUUUUUUAUUUAUUUCUUAAGUACAGUAUUAAGUAUUAAUUAUUCAUUAUAGAUGGCUUCUCCCUGUGCCUCAAGAUCUCGCUCUAGAAGACAUAGAUGAGCCUCAAUAAAUUCCUUUUUUAAGGGGGGAAAAGAGUGCCAAAAUAGGCCUAUAAUAUAUUAUAUAUUGGCCUCUAUUUCAGCCCAGAAAGAUCUCAAGAGAAUUCUCCCAGAAAAUAUAGAGAAACGUCUAAUAGAUGUGCGAACUGUAACCAAGUGGCUCCUCCUGGGAAUAAUUUGUGCAAAGCUUGCCUGGCGGAAGCAGCUAAUGAAUGGGAAAAGAAAAGUUCCCCACAGGCUGAUUUAAAAAAAUGGAUAUCAGAAACUAUUGCAGAAGGCUUCAAAUCUUCAAAUAAAAUGAUUACCUCUAAGCGUCCUAGAGUGGAGAGUUAUGUAGAAUCGGAAGAAGAUUCUGACUUAAUGGAAGAAUUUUCAGAGGAAGAAGAUUAAGAUAGUUUCUCAAGAUCCCUGGAUUCCAGGGCUGUUGAUAAAUUGGUUUAUCUUAUCAGAGGAACCUUAAGAAUCCCUGAAGAGAGUACGGAAAAGAAGGAAUCUGACAGAUAUUUCGAAGAUCUGAAGUCCAACAGGCCCUCCUUUCUGGUCCACACUGCUAUUAAGGAGGUCAUCCAGGAAUAGAUCAGAGAGAAAGGUUACUUUAAAGAGUAAAACUCCCAGAUUAUAUCCGUAUGCUCAAGAGGACUGCAAAUCGUGGAUUUCUGUUCCAAAAAUUGAUGCAGCAGUCAUCCAUAUGGCAAAAAGAACGACUCUUCCCAUAGACUCCAUGGCAUACUUAAGAGAGCCAAUGGAAAAGCGAUUGGACGCUAACCUUAUCAAAGCAUACCUGGCUCUGGGAUCAGCAUUACAUCCUGCUAUUGCCUUAACCACCUUGUCCAGGGCACUCAAAAUUUGGAUAGAUAAUCUAGAAGAGGAUAUUAAUAGAGGAGUCCGUAGAGAACACCUGAUGGAGGGCCUUAAGGAUUUAAAACUAGCCACAGAAUUUUGUUCUGAAGCUUCACUGGAUGUUACCAAGAUGGUAGCAAAAAGUAUGGCACUGUCGGUAGCAUCCAGGAGAGCAUUAUGGCUUCACUCCUGGGGUGCAGAUUACGCUUCUAAGGCUUCUCUAUGUGCGCUCCCAUUUCAAGGUGACCUGCUUUUUGGUAAAGUCUUAGAAGAUGCAAUUCAUAAAGCAGCUGAUGGGAGAAAAGCCUUUCUUCCACAAGGGAAAAUAAGAUUUAGUGCAUCUUACUGGAAAGAUAAAAAAUUCAGAGACCGAUCCUUUCGAGAUAGCAGAGCAUAUAGACCCGGGAAAGAAUACAGAAAUUCUAACUGGAGAAGCUAUCAGACAUCUACAUCAAAACCUGUUAGAGGAAGAGGAUCUCGACCACCCAGUAAAAACUUCUGAACGUUUGCUGGCCCAGCCAGAUGUCAUAGGAGGCAGACUUCGCUUCUUUUAUCCGGUUUGGGCCAAGAAUAUUCAAGAUUCUUGGGUUCUUUCUAUUCUAAUGAAAGGAUACAAGAUAGAAUCCAAGGAAUUCCCUUAUCAAAACACUUUCAUUCGUUCAAGAGUUUCAAAAGGAAGAAAAGAAAUCGCUCUGAACAACAUUAUUUCCCAGAUGCUGUAGAACCAGGUUAUAGAAAAGGUUCCUUACAGAGAGCGUUUCAGCGGCCAUUAUUCCACUAUAUUUCUGGCCCCAAAACCCCAGGGAAAAUGGCGUCUAAUUCUGGAUCUAAAAGGUCUGAAUACAAAAUUGAUGACAAGAACAUUCAAGAUGGAGUCUAUUACCACUAUCCUGCCCAAUAUAAAGCCGGGGAACUGGAUGACAUCUAUCGAUCUCAAAGAUGCCUAUUAUCAAAUACCUAUUCACGACAGUCAUCGCCGGUUCCUGAGGUUCUGGAUUUCGGGGAAUCACUACCAGUUCAAGGGACUUCCCUUCAGAUUAAGUUUGGCCCCCAGAACGUUCUCAAAGAUCCUUAUUUCCCUUGUGGCCUUUAUAAGGACAAAGAACAUCAAGCUUUAUCAUUAUCUGGACGAUUUUCAAAUCAUAGGUCCAUCCAGACAAAUUGUGAAUCUCCACACAAGAAUUACCAUCACAUACCUUCAAGAGCAUGGUUGGUUGAUAAAUCCCAAAAAGAGUUCUUUGGUUCCUUCACAGAGGAUGAUAUUCCUGGGAGCAAAUAUAGAUUCGGUGAAAGGCAUGGUAUCUCUAUCUACAGAAAGAAAGGAGCAAAUCGUGAAGAAAAGCAGAGGACUGCGUCAAAAAUCCUACAUCUCAGCAAGAGAAUUUAUGAGCCUAUUAGGGUCUCUUACUUCCACGAUAGGCCUAGUGAAAUGGGCCCAAUGGAAGAUGCGACCUAUUCAGAGGCAUUUUCUCAUACAGUUCAAUACAAAAACAGGGAAUUGGGAUCAGAAGAUUUGUUUCCUCCCGAGGAUUUUAAAAGAUCUGUAUUGGUGGACAAAAGAAGAAAAUGUCGAGGGUUUUCCCUUGGUAGAACCGGUUUGGAUAACCAUAACAACAGAUGACAGCCUCCUGGGAUGGGGAGCACACUUGAACAACUCGUGGAUUCAAGGAACAUGGUCAUGGAAGGAGUCAAAACUUCAUUCAAAUUUAAGAGAAAUGAGAGUGGUUCUCAGGUCGCUAAAGGGCUUCCGUCAUCUCUUGAGGGAUGCUUGGGUGAGAAUACAUACAGACAACAGAGCGGUUGCAUCUUAAAUAAAUCACCAGGGAGGCACCCGAAGCUAUUCUCUUCUGAUGGAACUAUCUCCUAUAAUGAAGUUUGCGCAACUCCAUUUACAAGGAUUGAAAGCAGUUUACCUUCCAGGGCCAGAAAAAUUAUUGGCAGACUAUCUCAGCAGAACAAGGAUUCUCCAAGGAGAGUGGAAAUUGCACCCGGAAUUAUUUGGUUGGGAGUACCCCAGAUCAAUCUUAUGGCAUCAUACAACAAUGCCCAGGUAGAAAAGUUUUACUCUCUACAUGCGGAUCAUCGAGCAGCAGGACAGGAUGCUCUGUCCCUUACAUGGAAAUUUGACCUGGGGUAUGCGUUCCCUCCCCUACCUAUGAUUUACAGACUACUAAGAAAGAUAUGGAAAGAAGGUCUCAAGGUAAUUGCCAUCAUCCCAAUUUGGCCUUGCAGACCUUGGUUUCCUCUCCUGAACAAGUUGAACCUGGAACUUCCUUGGCCUCUUCCUCACAGACCAGACAUCUUGACUCAGGGACCGGCUGUUCAUCCGAACCCCAGCCAGCUGAAAUUGGGGGCAUGGCUCUUGAAAAGGAGAGACUUCUAGCUCAAGGUAUCUCGGAGUCUGUGGUUAAUACCCUCCUUAAAUCCAGAAAAGGGUCGACUUCUUCUUGCUACCAUAAGAUAUGGGAGGUGUUUCGUUCCUGGUCUCAAGCUAACAAUGUUAAUUUUCUGCAGCCCUCUAACAUUAACAUUCUAAAUUUUCUUCAUACAGGACUGGAGAAAGGGCUGAGUCUUAGUACUCUGAAAGUCCAAUUAUCAGCUUUAUCUGCUCUCUGCAACAAGUCAUGGGCAUCUGAUCCUAUUAUUGCCAGAUUCUUUAAAGCAACCAUUCGGAUAAGACCUCCGAAAAGGAAUUAUUCUCCGCCUUGGAAUUUACCGAUGGUAUUGGAGGUUUUGUCUGAAAACCCCUUUGCUCCUUUAGAUGAGCUGGGUAUUGUCUUACUUACAUAUAAGACCUUGUUUCUGGUGGCUAUAGCUACGGCAAAACGCAUUUCAGAAAUCCAUGCAUUCUCAUGUGAUGAAAACCAUUUUCAGGUAUUCCACGACAGGGUGGUUUUAAGACCUAAACAAGAGUUUCUGCCUAAAGUAGUCUCGAAUUUCCACAUUCUACAGGAAGUUGUUAUUCGUUCCUUUUAUCCAUCUAAUUCUUCUCCAGCAGAAGUGAAACUUCAUCAGUUGGACGUCAGACAGUGUCUAGUCAAAUACGUUGACGUUUCAAAUCAAUUUCGAAAGUCUCAACAGCUGUUCGUUCUUCCGAUAGGUCCCAGGAGAGGGGAAGCAGCCUCUACCUCCACCUUGAGACGCUGGAUCUCCAAUACUAUAAUCAAGGCUUAUCAAUUAAAAGACCUUACUCCUCCUAGUAAGAUCAAGUCUCACUCUACAAGGGCUUUAGCAACAUCAUGGGCAAAUUGGGCAGAAGUUCCAGCUGACGACAUCUGUAAGGCAGCUACAUGCACUACAAAUUGGAUUUGGCAUCAUCCUGUGUGGCCUUUGGUAGAGGUGUUCUAUCCUCUGUUGAGUCUAUCUAAUUAAACUUGUUUCAGCAUUAUCUGGUUUAGAGUAAUUUUUUUUUAGGUUUCCCACCCUAUGGUGAAGCUUUGGUAUUACCCAUCAGUGAUGCUGCCAUGAUUAGCCAGGAAUACAGAAAAUGUUAUCAUACUUACCGUAAUUUUCUUUUCCUGGCUAUUAUUCAUGGCAGCAUCAGCAACCCUCCCUUAAGAUUUUAUGAAGCUUUGGAACUCAACUGUGGGAUGGAAGGAAGAGGGACCUUUUAUACCCCAGUCGGGUCCAGAUUAAUUGAUUUUUCUUGUCCUGUACCUGAUUGGGAUGGAGCUAACCCAUAAGUGAUGCUGCCAUGAAUAAUAGCCAGGAAAAGAAAAUUACGGUAAGUAUGAUAAGAUUUUCUGUAUUUAUAUGAAUGUGUGUUACUUGAUUGUUGUAAGUGUUUCAAAUGCUUACAGCUGAAUCCUGGCUAUGUUUGUAUACUUUUUAUUUAAAAUUGUAUACAAUGUAACAUUCUUCUUCUUUCGUUGGGUAAGUAUAUUAGUACUUAGGCAAUACUGUGCUUCGGCACUUUGACACUUCAGAACUUCGUCAACUUCGGAAAUUCGACACUUCGGGACCAACAUCCAAUGAUCUCAGCCAAUCCAGUGCUUUCCCAUAUGAAAGCAUUGGGAAACUAGCGCACUUGAAGGGCAUAACACCAAUCUGUGCCAAUCAGAUAGUCCCUUUAAGACAGUCUGACUAAAAUAGCUGAGUUUUUCUUUGAUAUUACACCUCUAGUGUCAAUGUUUUUAGCUGCAGGGUUGAAACAGGGGGGCACAUGGCAAAUAUAAACAUGCCUAUAGUGUUCAUUAAACAGGAAAUCAGACCGUAUGUUCUCUGAACUGCAUUAUAUGAAAAAUCCCCUGGGUGUCACCAAAGAGUUUAAGUUUUGAUUGUGAGGAAACCUAAUACUUCAUACAUUCAAUUCUUGGUUAGAAUUUGGAUUCUUAACAUAUAAAAAAAAUUAUAAUUUUGUGAACAGCACCACUGUCAACAUUUUCAGUAAUGAUCAACCACUUGAUGUUAUAACCUAUUUACUGAGAUUAGAAGAACUCUGGACUCGAACCAGAAAAGUAAUUCCUUGAACCUGCUGGGACAUGGGGCCAAUCACGCCUUCUUUAAUGAGGGCUAAAUAUUCCCUGCUGGACCCUGCACGCUAUUAGACAUAGCUCUGUCAAAUUCAAACAACUUCUAUAAAAAGUAUAGUCAGAUGCACUUUGGAUCUGAGAAACAAGUGUUAUACUUGGCCUUUAGCACAAAGAUGUGAAUACAGUCAGUAAGUGUUUACACUGCUACUUGACUAUUUAUCUUUAAUAUGUCAUUGUUACAAUGCCCAGUGUCCAGUACCAGCAUUAAAAAAAAAAAUAUGGAGCCGGGUAAAAGUUACAUGAAAAUAGCCUUUACUUGGAUCCAUGUGUCUAUAUCUAAUUAGUUAGACUAACAUAGAACACUCUCCACAUGGAAUAGACAUUUCCAUAGAGAAACUUAGAAACAGAGCUUUGGUGUGAAAGUUGGAUAUAUUUAAACGUAUUGUAUUGUAUUGACAUGUAUUAUUUCCAUACAUGUCCCUAUUUUUUACCAGCCAUCCCCUACAUGCUGCCAUCUAUUAGGCUGAAGAAACUGAAUUUUUGGUGGACAAAUAAACAGGUUAUUGUGGUAAGAGAAGUUGGAAUUACAGGAACAGAAGGUGCUGAGGGCCCUGCACAAAUGAGCUUACAUUCUAAGUGUAGUGGGGUAUAAUUACCAAAAAUGAAUGGUAACGUGUAUUUUAUACACAGUAUAAAUUGAAAGCAAAUUAUGUCUACAAUAAAUAAGAUUUAUAAGCAUUAUAUGAUGCAGUUAAUGAAAAGGAAGAGAAUUGGGUUAUCUGAGUGUGAGGUGUGAAGAGGGAAAAAAGUUGUUACUAUUUAAUUUAUGCUUCUCAAUUUAGGGUUGAGUGGGAGUAUGAUUAUCAAAUGAAACAUAUAAAUAGUUUAAUAGUACAAUAAUAGGUUUACCUAUGUUUACCUAGGCCAAGCCUUGGUGUUUAUUAAAAUGUAUUUUAAAAGGCUUAACAUUUUUUUUAUUUUAAAGGCAGUAACAACAUUAACUACAUAUAGCACAUUCAUUAUUAACCUUUUAACAUGACUAAAUGCCAGUCAGUCGUAAGUAACUUAACUAUAAUUUCCAUUAAAGGAACAUUGUAGGCACUAUAACAGCUUGAUGUUGAAGUUGUUUUAGUGUCAUAAAUAUGUCUCCUUUGUCCUGUUCUCCACUUCUUUUUGUUUCAUGUGUUUUAUGACUUGAAAUCAUGGCUUCUAACCAUGCCUCCAAGUCCUCUGAUUAUGGGAAUGGUAAUUCCUGGGUCUUUUAACGGCCCACACUAUGGCACCAGCACACAUACACAGGGUAAUUGUCACGAUGCCCGUCAGGUCCGCUCCUGCCUGAGAGCGGUAUGGGUCCCGGCAGGUGCGUAUCAUUGCGGCAGCAUUCCCACAUCGCAAAGGGAAAGCUGCUGACUACUCAGCCGUUCUGCAGGCACCUGCUGCGUCCACUUAUGCCCGAGAGCGGACUGGGACUCAGUGGGCGCAUCUCGUUGUGGCGGCAUUCCCACAUGUUAAUGGGAAUGCCCCCAAUUACUUACCUCCUCCUGCGAUGCCUGCUGUCCACUGACAGGCACUCCUCCCUUCUCACAGUGGCCGGGUCUUAAAUCAUUAGAGACGCCAGUCGCUGCAAGUAAGAACCUUUUAAGGUUCUUGCUUAACCCUAUGAGUGCCUACACUUUGGAAACGUGUGUGACUGUCAUAUGCUCCCCUGCAAUCAAUGUGCACCUUAAGCUAUUUAAACCAUAUUCCUGUGCCCUGUCGUGGUUUCCAUUCUGGUUAUCCGAGAGCGUGUUUCUGGUACUGUUUCUUGUGUAUUUUGACCUUGGCUUUCCUAUUGACAUUCCGAUCUCUGUAUCCCUUGACCUUUGGCUUGGCUCCUGACUAUUCUGACUUCUGUAUUCCUUGCCCAACGCUUUUGUGUUUUCUGUGUUCUUGUCCUAAGCCUGUCUUGUGUUUUUUCCUUUUAUACGCUAAAUCCGGCCGUUCUAAGGCCCGGUAAUACGUCUUAGGGUUUUCUUUACUUUUUACUUAAGUUCUGCAUGUUGGGCAUAUUAGUAUAUCCUGACAGUAAUGCUUACUGUUUCUCAUAGAGAAACAUUGUGUUCAAUGCUUUGGUAUUAGAAGCAUUUGAUUGACAGGUUGCCACGCGUGCACUAUAGGUCAAUAAUGCUUCUUUAAGAGAAGCAUUGGAUUGGACCAAUAUCAUCACACUUGACGCCGUAGAGGGCAGUGUGGGAGGCUGUGAGGGGGCUCUUGUCAGCGCUGGGAUAAAGGUCAGUAAAUUAUUUGUUUUAUAACGUAUUAAUUUAAAGAGGUUGCAAUAUAUAUGAAUUGUCAAAUUAACACAAUUACUAAAAAUACAGUUUAUUUACAGAAUACAGUGUUCCAUCCUCUCUUAUUAACCAGAAGGAUGACUUUCCCCUUUAAUUCCCACAAACACCAUUACAAUAACAAUACAAAAUAGAGAAGGAAUGGCUUGGGUAGGUCCUUCUUUACCUUCGAGCAGCAGUCACAGAGGUGUACCCACAAUAGGGACUUAUAUAAUCAGCAUUUUCCCCAGUGGCGUCACUGAGGGGUGCCAGAGGGGGCCAUGGCCCCCCCCCCUACAUCAUGCUGUGCCACCCCUUGGGCCCCCCAAAUGCCAGCAACUUGUUCUUACAUUCUAUUCCCUCGGGCUGUAACAGUGUGUGAGUGUGUGACAACACGGGGGAGGGAAUGCAGGGCAGAGGAGCUCAGCUGGAACGGUGCUGGGAGCUGUCUGUGGCCGGAGGGAGCACUGACAGGCUCCCCCGCAGGGCCCCGUCCCCAAACGAAGCCCCGCCUCCCGCACAUAAGCCCCACCGUUAAGCAGCAGACCAUGCUACUGCUGGAAAGGCAAGAAGAUGGCUGUCUGACCCCCAGCAACAGGUAGGCUUGAUAUGCUCAGGUGUGUGUGUGUGUGUGUAUGGACUCAGCACUGUGUGUGUAUGGACUCAGCAGUCUGUAUGUGUGUAUGGACUCAGCAGUCUUUGUGUGUGUGUGUGUGUGUGUGUGUGUGUGUGUGUGUGUGUAUGAACUCAGCAGUCUGUGUGUAUGAACUCAGAUGUCUGUGUGUGUGUAUGGACUCAGAAGUCUUUUUUUUUGUUUGUUUAUAAAGCUUUUAUUGGGUUUUCAAGAAUGGUCACAAUCAGAUCAAGAGGGUACAAAAGAGGAAAAGGAAGGGGAGGUGGGGGGAUGUACACAUUUACAUCCAGAGUGACAACUGACAUUUUGUUAGUAUAAUACAUUUUCAAAUAGGUACAAUUUAGAGUAUAUACAGUAUUGAGUAGGUAGAACUUGGCAGGAAACAUACAUUUGUUAACAUAGCUCUAGAAGUUGAGACAACAAAUUAAGACUUGCACCACGGUAUAGACUAAGACUGGACCUUAUCUUUAACUUGGACCUGUCCUUGACUCAGGGAGGGUGUUCUUGUUUUUCGCUGUGAUUUUUAAGCAGUAUAGUGUCACUAUAUGGUUUGGUGUUGUAAGUUGUCCUCCCCUAUCUACCUGUUUGCGUAUGUGUCAUUUCUAGCCCGGUGAUGGUCACCCAGGGUGUUAGUCCCGUGCCGGUAUAUGUAGCACACAGCUGUGUUGACAGUGGUCUGUGUAGUAAUGUAGGCCGUGCAGCCUGGUCGUUACGGGUGGUUGUGUGCGUUAGAUAUCGGUGCUUACUCCUGUUCCAGGAGGCCUUUUCGGUGUGGAAUCUCCGUGUGAGAGGGUGUGAACUUUGAGGAAUCAAACAGAGUCCUCUGCUAAGAAUCUCACCAAUGGGUCCCACGUGUCCCUGAAAAGUGUGUAUCUAUAAGAGAUGGAGGCAUUGAUCUCUUCCAUGGUUUUGAUUGAUUCUACUUUAGUUACCCAUUCCCUGAUUGUGGGGAGUUCAGGAUUUUUCCAUUUUACUGGGAUGAGCAAGUUGGCUGCAGUCAGGAGAUGUGUCAGAAGGGCUUUCUGUGUCUUAGGGGUUGAGGUAGGUAGGAUCAGGAACAGCAGAGUGUGUGGGGUAUCCUGUAGUUGAGACCCCAUUACCAUAUUGAUCAUUUUGACAAUGUUAGUCCAGUACUUUUGCGUGAGCGGGCAGUGCCACCAGAUGUGAGCAAGGGACGCCUGUGGCUGGGAACAUUUCCAGCAGACAUCUGGUGUGCCUGGGAAGAUGUUGUUAAUUUUGGCCAGGGAGUAGUGCCACCUGGAUAUUCUCUUGUAUCCCCCUUUUUGUAUCUUAGUGCAUAUGGAUGCCUUGUGUAUUUGUGAUAGGGCAGUCCGCCAUUGUGGCGUCGUGAUCUGUAUAUUCAGGUCUGUUGACCAGGUGUCUGUGAAGGGGGGUAGCUGGGUGUCAUGGUCUGCCUGCAUGGUUUUGUAGAAGGUCGAUAACUGUUUCGUUUUGACGUUAUGGGUCAGGCAUUGUGUCUCAAAAUUGGAUAGGGUGCGGGGGCCCUUGAGUAAGAUUGUGUUGGCUCUUAGAAAAUGGGUCAUAUGUGCGUAGCGAAACGCUUGUAGUGCGUGCGGAGCCUCGGGGCCCACAAGACUAACCAGUGUCCGUAUAGAGUCCCUUUCGACAACUGAGCCUAGUGUCAGGUAGGGAGUGUCAAGCAUGUUGUUGUAUCGUUGGUAUGCCCCUGGUUGCAUUCCUGGGGGGAAGAGUGGGUUGUACAUGAUGGGAAAUAGGGGGGAUGGGUGGGGGGAAAUAUUACAAGCCUCUCGCAUGUUUGUCCACGUCUUAAAUGUGGGGGAGAUGGUGGGAUGGGCAUCGCUGCCUGAAAGCAGUUUGGAGGGGGCACUUCUCUGCCAUGGGAGCGUGUAGAGAGGUACUAGGCUUACCGCGGUUUCGAGGGCCAUUGUCGCGUCGAUGGGUGUUCCGUCCAGUCGUAUAUUCUGGUAAGAAUGACUGCCUUAUAAUAUCGUUCUAUGUGUGGGAGUCCUAGUCCUCCGCAGGACCUAUGUCUGGUGAGGACCUCAUAUGGGAUUCUAGGUUGUUUCUGUGCCCAGAUAAAGGUGGUGAAAAGCUGCCUGAGCUUAUUGAAGAAGGAUUUGGGUAUAGCUAUGGGCAGGGUUUGGAAGAGGUAGAGUAUCUUAGGGAGGGAGUUCAUUUUAAGAAUAUUGAUUCUACAGAGCCAAGAGAGCUGCGGUUUAUGCCAGGCUUGUAGGUCCUUCGAGAUGUCUUGGAGCAGUGGGUCAUAGUUCAGGACGUAUAUGGAGGAUAGGUCCGCCGAUAGGCGAAUUCCUAGGUACGUAAUGGAUUUAUCUGCCCAUUUGAAUGGGAAUGUGGCCUGCAGAUAUGUGCUUGAGGGGGGAGUAACUUGGAGUGGUAAUAUUUCGCUUUUUGUAAAGUUGACUUGAAAAUUGGAGAUUUUGUUAUACAGGCUGGUUUCUUCGAGGAGGGGGGAUAACGAGGUGGUAGGUGUUUGUGGACUCAGAAGUCUGUGUGUGUGUGUGUGUGGACUCAGCAGUCUGUGUGUGUGUGUGUGUGUUUGUGUGGACUCAGCACUGUGUGUGUAUGGACUCAGCAUUCUGUCUGUGUGUAUGGACUCAGCAGUCUGUAUGUGUGUAUGGACUCAGCAUUGUGUGUGUAUGGACUCAGCAGUCUGUAUGUGUGUAUCGACUCAGGAGUCUGUAUGUGUGUAUGAACUCAGCAGUGUGUGUGUAUGGACUCAGCACUGUGUGUGUAUGGACUCAGCAGUCUGUAUGUGUGUAUGGACUCAGCAGUCUGUCUGUGUGUAUGGUAUCAGCAGUCUUUGUGUGUGUGUGACUCAGAAGUCUGUGUGUUUGUGUUUGUGUGUGUGUGUGUGUGUGUGUGGACUCAGCAGUCUGUGUGUGUGUGGACUCAGCAGUCUAUGUGUCUGUGUUUGUAUGGACUCAGCAGUGUGUGUGUAUGGUCAGCAGUCUGUGUGUAAGGACUGUAUCAAGGGAAAUGUGUUUGUUUUUUAAUAAUCCUUGGUGGAAAAUAAUGAAUUCUCCACCAGGGAUUAUUAAAAAAACAAAACACAUUGUGUCGGGGGCGGGGCUUAACAUGCGGCAGGGGCGGGGUCAAACUGUGGUGAGGGUGGGGUUAAAUUUGCCCCCCUACUUUAGUCCCUGGCCCACCAUGAAUGAAUCGUAGAGAUGCCACUGAUUUUCCCACCAUUUUACCAUGCAACUCCUUCCUCAAAUAUUAAACCAUUCCCAGUCCUCCAGUAAUAGGCUUGUUGUCAUGUCUGAUGAUAGCUGGCUUACAACAGUCUCCGUCUCUUAAUCAGAAAAUAUUUACUGUUCACAACUCACACCAUGUGUGUCCAAUUCAUUUUGCUGAUAGACAAAUCCCUGCUGAAGCCCAUAUAUGAACGGGAGAGAGAGAGGAAAUCUGGAGGUGUGUCCAUCCCAGCAUGUCCUCACAGUUACUGCAGGAGCUGGUUAAGGACAAACUGUACAUUUCACAAAGCUACAUACUAGGUCCCAUAGUGGUACUCAAAGAACAGUUUGCAAUAAAAAUGGAGAUUCGGAGUACAAUUUCAUUCAAUAGUUUCCAUGUUCUUCUUUCCCUCACUCAGUUGCUUUAUGGAAAUAUUUGGGUAUGGAGCUUUUUUGCAAGGUACUAUUAGCUGAUUAAAAACUAAGAAUGGCUGAAAGGCUUCAGUUACUUAUUUGAGGAACGGGGCAGCAAUAGGAGGAAUAUUAAAGGUGUGUAAAGAUUCUGUGUGUGCUCUGCAUACAGGGUCCAUUUAAACUUACAUUGAGUCUGCCUUUACUUACAUGUGUUUCUCUGAGUCCACACACCUUGCUUUCUACAUUCAUACAGAAUGCAAACAUAUCCCAAAUUUUCUCCGCAGACCAGGAACCAUUAGACCAUUUGUUGGGAAUUGUCUGUAUUUACGUGUGAAACAAUGAACGCCACAGAACGCGAAUGUCUGGAGCUACAGCUUCUGGAGAUGGAAAUGCUUUUCUCAAUGUUCCCCAACAAAGAGGAGAUUGUUCUGGAAGAUACCAGUUCUGUUUUACGUGUACAGAGGUAUUUAGAAGGGAUUUGUGAGUCACUUCCACCACGCCUUGAUUUCUCACUAUAUCUCAAAACAGAGGCUUCAUCUGUAAGUAUUAUUAUUAUUACUUAUUAUCCUUUUAUUUAUAUUAUAUCUAUUUUAUAUCUCUACAGGACAGUUUUUUUUGUGUGUUUUUUUGUUUCUGAUUUGUCAUUAACUAAAUAUUAUAAUUUUUUUUGCAAUUCUUCAAGUUCUAUUAAACCAAUUCAAGGAAGAUAUUUCUGUUUUCCUCUACUUCCCGUGAAAUGCAUUCAUAUAGCACCUAUUGAAGCUGCAUUCUUCAUGGUAUGCAGUAUGUUGUUAAAGGAGCGUGAUGUUUGGCUACACAUGCCAACUUCCAAACCAUUGCUUCUAUAUGAGCUUUUACUAAAUAAGCUUUAUUUAACUUAAUUGUAUUAAUCAGAAGGGGUGGACAGAACAGAACCUAUAGUGUCAAAAUAGUGAUUGUCAUCCGUGAUCUGUUUCCUUAGAUCACAGCUCCGUCUAGAUUUUAAUGAAAGGGUCACAAUAACCAUUACAGUUCAAUGUUGUGUCUGUGGGUGCUGUCACAGGUUUUUGUUAAACAAUUUGGAAGUGGUGCCCCAGAGACUACAGCUAGAGCCUUUGUAAUGUGUGCCUUAAUAUGACACCUGUUCUGAUAUUUGCUCAUUAUAAAAUAACCACGUUCAAAAGUUAAGCAACUCCUCUUACACCAUUUAAAACUGUUGUCAUUUUGCCAGCUAGACUCAGACAUACAGACUUUUAAUAUUCUCAAUACAUCUUUUUCAGAUUAAGUUACAGAUGCACGUGUCACUUCCUCAUAACUACCCCAAAGCUGAACCCCAGCUAUUUGUGAGAUCCAGUGCACUGGACAGACAGCAACAAAACAUUCUGAACAAAUCCUUGGAAUCCUAUAUCAUGUCACUUGAUCGAGGAGAGCUCUGCAUCACUAAUGCUGCGCAGUGGUUGCAAGACAACAUCUCCUCUUAUGUGCAGAGCGCAAAGCCCAGUGAGGAAGCUGAGUCGUGUGUGGAUGAGAUUACAGACACCUUCCACAGAAUGUGGAUUUACAGCCACCACAUAUAUCGCCAAGAGUUAAGAAAAAAGAUCUUAGACUGUGCUAAGCGUCUAAACUUAACUGGAUUUUGUUUGACCGGGAAGCCUGGGGUGAUAUGUAUUGAAGGACUUAAAGGUCAAUGCGAAGAGUUCUGGCGUGACAUACGGUACCCAAACUGGAAACAUAUCUCAUGCAAACACACGGACAGUAAACAAGUAACUGGCAACCUCGAUGCCGUAAGACUGUUUAACUCAUUUGAGGAGUUACAGUUUGCCGCACAUGGGGAUUACGGGCUCCGCAAUGACUACCAUAUGGACUUGGGACAGUUUUUUGAAUACCUCAAACAACGUAAGAGUGAACAUAUAUUUCAGAUUCUAUUUGGCAUCGAGGGCAAAUCUUGAUGUAUUUACCAACAGAGAUAAAUGCUUGGAAUGAGUAAGUUUUUUUGUGUAUUUUCUAUCAAUAUUGCUCAAUUAAACCCUGUGAGCUGCAGAGAUGUGUAUAUAUAUAUAUAGAUGUAGAUCUAGAUAUCACAUGCCGCAACAUGUUCUGGUCUCUCUAUGCCCAUUAUUAGUGGAGGUUAUGCUCACAGAUCCUGAUAAUGAUAUUGCAGUAAAGGAACUGAGGUAACAAAAAACAGCACAAAUGGGUCAAAAGAUAAUGCCUGGAAAUGGAACUCGCACCAAUAUUAGGCAGACUGAAAUGUGUGUAUGGUGUUGCUGUCCCAGGGAAUGUUAACCUUAGACCUGCCAUUAAAAAUACGUAAUCAUGACAUAUAUAAUAAACCCAUUCUACCUCCUGUCUUGUGGCUGGCAUUCUACUAAGCACCAACACCACUAAUCCUGAGGACAACUGAUGUCACCUCAACACAAUGUUUUUAAUGUAAUAAUCCUUUCAUCAAGUUUUGAAAGGAAAUAGAUUCUGUGUUAAUUGAAGGAUAUGUAAAAAAAUCUCAUCCCUACCGUAAUUAUAUGACAGGAUCCUUAAGCCAUAUACAUAUACCUCAUGUCUAUGGUCUUCCUUGCUUCACUCCAUGCACAGUGCAGCGAAAGCAUUAGGCCAACUAACUGUCAGCAAUACAAACUUACAAAUUAAGCCCUGCUCUCAAACUCCCACUACUCUUAGGCGGCUAUGAGUAUAGUAAAUAUCAGCCCCAGUAUAUACAAUAAAAACCAAGGAAAAAAGUUACUUGCACAGUAUUCCAAUUCCCUAUGCACAUUUAAAUAAUUGGAGGAUUUUUAGCAUACUCCAAUGGCCAUUAAAGUGUAAGCUCAAUUGCCACGUCAAGGCAAAACCUCUUUGGUGAGUCCUACACUAACAAUUCACCAUGCUGUUUUAGCCAAAAGGCAAAAUCUCCAAUGAGACAGAGAGGGGUAUUUUUUUUUUUUAUACCCUUACAUACUUAUUAACCUGUAAUAGGUAUCACAUGGGGAGGGCGGCAGCAUUGUAACAUGGCUGUGUCAUACAAAAGCAAUUACAUAUUUCAUUGUACUUAUCCUGCCUGACAUACUGUACCAUUGGAUUUCCUUUUAUUUUUGUCUUUCACAUACAUCUGAAAGGAACCAAGGAGAUGGCCCCAUUUAUGAAGAAUACCAACCCACAUAACAUCUACCUAAAAAAAAAUAGAGGUAUUACCUUAUAUUUAAAGGACUAUCUUCAGGACUGUUAUACAAAUUGUCAAUUGUAUAUGUGCACUUGGCGCAGCCUUUGUUCUUUGUAUUUCCACUUGCCUCAUGUACCAUGAUACCGCAUUACUUCUGUUUUUUGGCAGUACAUGCACUCCCAUUUCUAAUGGACAAUAUUUUGUUCAAAUGUUCUCAUAUAUUAUAAAUAUUUUCACAAAUUAUUGAAACGUCCAUACUUUGGCUUGUGCUAUCAUGCAAUUGAACCUGAGAGAAGCAUAAUGGUGGCAUAUUUUAAUUGACAUGUCAAACUGUCCUUUUGUUGGUGCAACAAGUCUACAAUAUUUUGAGAUGUGAAAUAUAAAGCAUUUAAUGCAAUAUUUACUUAGCACUACAGAAACACGAAACCCAAUUUGGUCUCAUAUAGGAAGUAAUAGUUGAGGCUGUCAUGAUGCCUGUUAAGAAGGCAAAAAGUAUUUUCAUGUAUAUCUGACUCAAAAUAGAUUUACAAAUUUUUCCUGAUUGCCCAAUAUGUCUAGGAAUUCAAUUAACUUAUAAAUGUUAUAAAACAAACACUGCAAUGAGUGAAUUACAGAUUUAGAGCUAAAACGUUGCAAAUUUUUUUUGUGGUUUUUCACACACCAGAAGCUCUCUGUCUGAACAAUCCCCAGUGGUG
Pelobates cultripes (western spadefoot toad) is the source of this 17482-nucleotide messenger RNA. The record is from the annotation of a GenBank genome assembly. NCBI's taxonomy places the organism in Eukaryota, Metazoa, Chordata, Amphibia, Anura, Pelobatidae.